GCAGGGAAGCGCAUGUCGAGGUAUAAAAGAAAUAGAUAUCAUGUUUUAAUGUCUAUUAUUGUUGUGCAUGCAUGUGUGGAUAUUGAAUUGAUAUUUUUGAAUAUUCAAAUGCAUUUUUUGCAUUAUUUGGACUUGGUCCAAACACAAGCAUUUGAAGUAGAAGGUAUUCUCUAAAAAAUACACACACAUCUCGUAUCGCACUCCAAGCUCGUGCAACAUCUUCACAUAUUUAAGCUUGUUGAUCUUUCCAUAAUUAUUAUUAUAAUACUUGUUCUAUUUUAUUUUCCACUGCAUCAUGUCAUGAUGCUUUAGCUUGUAAUGAGGUUGUUCAAACCCUCAACUUGAACUAAAAAUUGCAUGGAUCUUUGAUCUAUUUAAAUUGAAGGAAUUCACAUGAUGGUUCUCUUAGCCUCCCAAUAUUAUUAGGGAGCUAAAAUAAAUUACUCAAUUAUAUGGAAAUUACACAUAAACACACUUGCAAUUUAAAUCCUUUUUGUUUCUAGAUAUUUUUUAGUCCUGGCCUAUUCUCCAAUUCAAGUUGUGGAGCUUUGAUAUAUGUGAGAGUAGCCACAUGCAAAUUUUUGCCUCAAUCAGAAAUUAUUUGAGGGGAAUCUGUUCCUCUAUUUUUCUUUUCUGAAAAAUGGGAAUCUGUUUAGCACUGCGCGGUGGGCCGGCCCCAGUGGGCGCAGCAGCACCCAAUAGCCCAAAUAGUGCCAGCCGGCCCUAAUUGGCUAAACUGGCUGAACCGGCCAGCUGCAACCACCCCCGCUAACCACCCUAGGCGCUAGGGGAGAGCGUCUGCUCGAUCCCCCAGUCAGUCCCUUCGUUCGAUCCCCACGUCGCCGCCGCGAAGGCACGUCGCCCGCUACAGCGAGCCGCCGCUCUUCCCCGUCAAGCUCCCUUCCUUCCCCUCCUCCUAGGUCGUUUCCCUCUUCUUCUCCUUACAUGGCCUCUCUUCCCUUGCACCCUUAUUUUCCUCUGCAGCUCUCCUCUGGAGACUGGCGCCCAUGGCAACCAUCGGCUGAGCAACCACGCAUAGUGUCGUCGACCCCCAUCUCCAGCAGCAUUCCGCCCCCUCUGUCCUGCUUCGACUCCACCCCUUUCAUUCAAUCCCUCUUUCUCUGCCUCGCCACGCCGGCCGGCAACAUGUGAAGGGAAGCAGUAGCCCAGUGAUGCAAUCGGUUGUGCUGCUGCUGUUGUCUUUACUGAUUUCCGAGGCUUCUUCCUCUACCGAGUUAAUUUAUUUAUUUUCUUCCUUCUAAGUAAUUUCUUUGUUCCCUUCUGGAUUUCAGGCUGCUUGUUGAUUCUCUAUGUCGUACCGUACGUAUAUAAACUGGUCAGAUUAUAUGUGAAAGAGCAAGGUGGGGUUUUAACCCUAACCAGGCUAGUACAAUAGAUUGCUACGUAUAAGUGAUGCAUUACCGCACAUCCUCCUUCGACGAUCCUCUACUCGUGGACCAGCGCUGUCGCCUCCAUGAUCCUAUUCGUGUGCAGCGCCGGAGCCUCCCCAAUCCCGAUUCAUAUAGCAAAAAUUAGUGUGGCAGAUUCGUCAUAGUACAGAGGCACACAUCUAGGCUGGGCAUCCUAGGAUCGAUCAAAGCAGGGUUCUGAGCAGUCGAGGAGGACAUGGCGCCUGAGUAGUGCAGGACUAAGUCGAGGAGUUGCGGGUACGAGCGAUGGAUGUGGAUGCCGGACGUUGCUAUCGCUGUUGGGCACCGCCGCUGUGACCUUUGGGUUCGCAUCUCGCUGUGACACCAUGUUUUCGUCAGUGUUAGAGGCCGGCACCAUGGGCAUGCCGUGGUACCUCGAACGGAGCGGACUGAGCGAGUACUUUCUGAUGUACAUAUACGACGCGAUUCGUCGGCCCGUACUUUCGGCUAACAAUACACACAUACGUAUUGACUGAAGAUCCUACGUGCCAAGCUAGCUAGAGCUAGCUGGAUGGAUUCCUGGGCUAGUUAGGACAUGCACGCUCGUGUAACACCACGAUGCCCGCUUGAUCGAUCUUGAGGAUACACGCAUACGACAUACGUAUUGACUGGGAUCCUAAGUGCCAAGCUAGCUAGCUGCUGGAUGGAUUUCUUGGCUAGCACACGCAUGUUUUGUAACACCAUGACGCUGGCUUGAUCAAUCUUGAGGCUAGCUAUGUACCGAUCAGCAACGCGAACCCUCUUUUAUAAUGGACUUUUGGUUGGGCUGGACUUUUUCUCAAAUCUUGGAGUAGGUAAGGUGCAGCGGCCGAUACAGUAUCGAAUAAUCCCACCUCGUAGGAACCAGGCAGAAGACCACAUACGGAUGACGCAUCACGGAUGAAAACCAAAGAAAAAAAGUAACGUAGGACCAACUAACUAAGCGAGAAGAAACCAAGAAUAUCACCUCUCUUUAGAAAUCAAGAAUAUCACCUUCCUUUAAUAAUAGGUAUAGAUAUAAAUAUAAAUAUAAAUAUAUAGAUAUAGAUAUAGAUAUAGAUGAUCUCCAGUCUUUGCCUGCCUGAAGCAGUGAGGCAUACAGUAGCUCAUUCCAUGUGUCCGGCACGCCGGGCAGGCACAGUCCUGCUUGGUCGCGGCCGCCGCCAGAAAUCUUUUGUAAUGGAAUGUAUUUGUGUUCCUUUCCAAAAAAAAUUAAUCGUAAACGUCCCCGCCCCGUCCCCCGUGUUCGUUUAGUAGAAACCCUAACUUAAAGUGCGGCGGCGGCGGCGGCGGCGAGCAUACUAGCGGCAGGCCUGGUUAGCAAUCUCAAUCCCCAAAAAGGAGAGAUCGAUGGCGGCUGGAGGCGGGGGAGGCGAGGUGCUGACGCCUCGUGAGUUGGCGAUGGAAGAGAUGGAUCCGCAGCCUGGCGUUUUCUCCGAAGCAGAGAUCCUGAGGAUGGAGAUUGCGUCCCUGGUGAACUUGCUCAGGGAGAAGCAGUCUGACGUUCUUUCGCUCGAUCCUGAGAUGGUGAUUAGUCUGACGUUCUUUCGCUCGAUCCUGAGAUGGUGAGGAAAAUCACGUCCCUGAGGAGCGAGAUCGCGUGCCAGAAGUUGGCAAGGAGGUUCCAGAGGUCAAACGCACAGUGCCGCGGAGGCGUAAAAAGUUCUCUGCAGUGCCGAGGGUCGGGCAGAAGAAGGAGAUCAUGGCCGAUCAGGAGAGCAUGGAUCUGCCCAACUCCGAUACGCAGAGUGUGAGCUCCCAAGUCAGUUGCAUCUCCGAGCAGAUGCCCGAGCGCUGCCAACACAAGGAGAUCGACUCGGAGAGAAUCAAACCAGCCUCCAGAUUCGAAUCCAACUUCGAGCAUGUGCAUUUACCCUACGGUGGCGAGGACGAGGGGGGGCGCGUAAACGGCCAAGUCAGUUGUAUAUUGGAGCAGGCGGAGGCCUUGUGCGACGAGAUGGCAUCUAUUCUGGGCAAAACCUCCUAUUACGAUGUCUCCAAUCUGUUUCACAUGGCGUAUAGAUUUCUGAACAUCUCCAGGAGUAUAUACGAUUAUACCUGCAAUGCUGAUAGACAGACGGCUGACCAAUAUGCUGAGGACCAGAGGACCAAGGAGCAUGUGGAGAUGACUGAUCAGGUGGACAAAGGCAAAUCCAGCACCCACUGUCUUAACCAGAGGAGCAAGGAAGAGGUGGAUGAAUCUGCAACAGAUUUGACAAUGGACCUUUGUAAAUCAAACAUGGAGACGCACCAGAUGGCUGCUGAUAGCCAGAUGACAGAUGACAAAGAUGAACAUUUUGUGGCAGCAGAUCUGAUAAGUGGUCUUUCCAACCAGAUGACUGUGCACUGUUAUGAGAACCAGAGUACUGUGGAGUACGUGGAGAUGAUUGAUCUCACGGUGGGCAAAGGCCAAUCAAGCACGGAGACGCAUGCGUUGAGGAUGAUGGACCAAGGAAAAUCAAGCAAUGAAGGCAAAUCAAGUAACGAAGGCAAAUCAAGCACGGAGACGCGUGCGUUGAGGAUGAUGGACCAAGGAAAAUCAAGUAGUGAAGGCCAAUCAAGUAACGAAAGCAAAUCAAGCAUGGAGACACAUGCCUCGAGGAUGAUGGACCAAGGCAAAAAAUCAAGCUUUAGGAUGGUGCUGGAUUGCGAUGAGAAUGGUAUGCCCAACUUGUGCAAAUAUUACGAGAUGCUCGAAUGUGAGGAUGCGGAGGAGGAAGAUGAGGAGAUGACUCCGAAGGUUGUAAGGAUGUAUAACAAAUUCCGUAAGGAGCUAUUAGAGAUGGAAGCUGGCUUACGCAAGGACCGGGAGCAGGAUCAAAAGGACAGGAUCAAAAGGACGCGCUGAGGUAGGAGCAUGAUCAAAUUGACACACCGAGCUGUUACACAAUGGACCCGAUCCCCUUCUCACUUCAGGACGAGGCAAAGGAGACUGAGGAGGCGGAGGAGACGGAAUUCACAAAAUCAGACACGGAGGAGAUGGAGAUGGCGGACAAGUUGUUUGCUUUAGGGCGUAAAGGCUGGGAAUCUGCAUGGGGAGACGACUGCGGUAACUUCGAAGACAGGACCGUAUUGAGUCCUAUGCACUUUACAUAUUGCACGCCGGGACUGAUCCCGUAUGCUGCUCGCACUGUGAGCACCUUGCAAAUCUACUCCGUGAAGAUUGUUGGAACAGAUGGAAAGUUGAAGUUGCCACUCCAUGUUUA
Molecule: messenger RNA, 4615 nt
Organism: Triticum dicoccoides
Lineage: Eukaryota; Viridiplantae; Streptophyta; Magnoliopsida; Poales; Poaceae
Exons: 2
Coding region: 3112-4257 (381 amino acids)
Source: RefSeq, a predicted model, not a curated record